Ornithorhynchus anatinus (platypus) is the source of this 4113-nucleotide messenger RNA. It is a transcript of the gene MYBPC2, whose product is annotated as myosin binding protein C2. Gene Ontology annotation, molecular function: protein binding. Lineage: Eukaryota; Metazoa; Chordata; Mammalia; Monotremata; Ornithorhynchidae. The coding region runs from base 1 to 3945 and encodes 1314 amino acids. The record is from RefSeq and is a predicted model, not a curated record. The transcript has 28 exons.
AUGGCGGUGCUCGCCCGUACCUCCCCAGAGCAAGAUGCGAUGCUCCCCCGCUCCUCCCCACAGCAGGAUCUGGUGCUCCCCCUCUCCUCCCCAGAGCAGGAUGCGAUGUUCCCCCUGUCCUCCCCAGAACAGGCCGCGGUGUUCCCCCGCACCUCCCCAGAGCAAGAUGCGGUGCUCCCCCGCUCCUCCCCAGAGCAGGAUCUGGUGCUCCCCCUCUUCUCCCCAGAGCAGGUUGCAGUGUCCCCCCGCUCCUCCCCAGAGCAGGAUGCGGUGUCCCCCCGCUCCUCCCCAGAGCAGGAUUUGGUGCUGCCCCGCUCCUCUCCGGAGCAGGACGCGGGGCCCCGCCGGUCCUCCCCGAGCAGGGUGCGGGGCUCGCCCCGCCCGGUAAAACCUUCCCGCCCCCCGCCCUCCCGGGGCUUCCUGCCGACCUGGCCACAAGUCCCAAAGGGCAAGGAGGUCCCCAAGGGCAAAGAGACCCCCAAGGAAGCCCCCAAAGCGGACCCCAAGAAAGCCCCCGAAGCGGACCCCAAGGAGGCCCCCGAAGCGGUCCCCAAGGAGACCCCUCCUGAAUCCCCUAAAGAUGGUUGCCCCGAGGACCUGUCCCCUACCGUAGAGGAGCCUUCGGGACUCUUCCUUCAGAAGCCCCAGACGGUUUCUGUGGAGACGGGGAAGGAUGUGAAGAUCACGGCCAAGGUGGACGGGAAACAGCUGCCAGACAAGCCGACGAUCAAGUGGUUCAAGGGGAAGUGGUUGGAAUUGAGUAGUAAGAGCGGUGCUCGGUUCAGCUUCUCACAGACCCUGGACAAGCGAGAGCAACGUGAAGCGGGGGGGAGGCCGGAAGAGGGCUUCCGAGGAGGCUGGGUAUACCUGUUGCAGCUGCUCAUAGGCAAGGUGGUGCUCGGGGACCGCGGUGAUUAUCGCUGUGAGGUCACGGCCAAGGACGUCUGCGACAGCUGCGGAUUCAGCAUCGAUGUUGAAGCCCCCAGCCAGGACUCUGGAAGCAUCCUGGAGAGCUUCAAGAGAACGCGAUGGAAACCAGAGACUGCAGGAGAGCUGGACUUCAGCGGAUUGCUCAGAAAGAGGGAGGUGGUGGAGGAGAAAGAGAAAGAGAAAAAGAAGAAGAAGAAAGAUGACGAUGACCUGGGAUUGCCCCCCGAGAUCUGGGAGCUGCUGAAGGGGGCGAAGAAGAGCGAGUACGAGAAGAUCGCCUUCCAGUACGGAAUCACCGACCUGCGUGGGAUGCUCAAACGCCUCAAGAAGGUCAAGGUUGAGGUCAAGAAGAGCGCAGCGUUCACAAAGAAGCUGGACCCGGCCUACCAGGUGGACAAGGGCCACAAGGUCAAACUGGUGGUGGAGAUCAGCGACCCUGACCUGCCUCUCAAGUGGUACAAGAACGGCCAGGAGCUAAAACCAGGCAGCAAGUACGUGUUUGAGAACGUGGGGAAGAAGCGUAUCCUGACCAUCAACAAGUGCACCCUGAGCGAUGAUGCCGCCUAUGAGGUUGCCGUCAAGGAUGAGAAGUGCUUCACUGAACUCUUCGUCAAAGAGCCCCCGGUGCUGAUCGUGAAGCCUCUGGAAGAUCAGCAGGUGUACGUGGGUGACCGGGUGGAGAUGGAGGUGGAAGUAUCUGAGGACGGGGCCCAGCUCAUGUGGAUGAAGGGUGAGGUGGAGAUGACCAAAGAGGAUUCCUACAAGGCCCGUUAUCGUUUCAAGAAAGACGGGAAGCGACACCUGCUGAUCUUCUCGGAGGUCUCCCUGGAGGACACCGGCCGCUACAAGGUCAUAACCAACGGGGGCCAUUGUGAAGCUGAGCUCAUUGUAGAGGAGAAGCAGCUGGAAGUCCUCCAAGACAUCGCGGACCUGACCGUCAAGGCCUCAGAUCAGGCCGUGUUCAAGUGCGAGGUGUCCGAUGAGAAGGUCACGGGGAAAUGGUACAAGAACGGCGUCGAGGUCCGUCCUGGCAAACGCUUCACCAUCUCCCACAAGGGCCGUUUCCACAUGCUGGUGAUCGAUGACGUCCGUCCCGAGGAUGAAGCCGACUACACCUUCAUCCCCGACGGGUUCGCCCUCUCCCUGUCAGCAAAACUCAACUUCCUGGAAAUUAAGGUGGAUUACGUUCCCAAACAAGAGCCGCCCAAAAUCCACCUGGACUGCUCGGGCCAAAUGAGUGAAAACACGAUUGUGGUUGUGGCCGGAAACAAGCUGAGACUGGAUGUGGCCAUCACGGGAGAGCCGCCCCCCGUAGUCACUUGGCUCAAGGGCGAGGAGGUGUUUUCGAGUCUGGAGGGUCGGAGCCGGAUCGAGCUGCGUCCGGACAGCAGCAGCUUCUUGAUCGAGGGGGCGGAGCGAGCGGAUGAGGGCCGUUACACCAUCAAGGUCGCCAACCCGUCCGGAGAAGACGUGGCCUCCAUCUUCGUAAAGGUCGUGGAUGUCCCCGACCCUCCCGAGGCCGUGCGCAUAACGUCGGUCGGGGAGGACUGGGCGGUGCUGGUCUGGGACCCUCCCAAGUAUGAUGGCGGGCAGCCCGUUACAGGGUACCUGAUGGAGCGGAAGAAGAAGGGGUCCCAGCGCUGGAUGAAGCUGAAUUUCGAGGUUUUCACGGACACCACAUAUGAGUCCACCCGGAUGAUUGAAGGAGUUCUCUACGAGAUGCGGGUCUUUGCCGUCAACGCCAUAGGCGUCUCCCAGCCCAGCACCAACACCAAGCCCUUCAUGCCCAUCGCCCCCACCAGCGAGCCCCUGCACCUGAUAGUGGAGGAUGUGACCGACACGACGACCACACUCAAAUGGCGUCCGCCGGACCGCAUCGGGGCUGGCGGGAUCGAUGGCUACGUGGUGGAGUACUGCUUGGAAGGCAGCAACGAGUGGGUGGCGGCCAACACGGAGCCGGUGGAGCGCUGCGGCUUCACCGUGAAGGACCUCCCCACCGGGGCCAAGAUCCUCUUCCGCGUCGUCGGGGUCAAUAUCGCCGGCCGAAGCGAACCGGCCACCCUGGUCCAGCCCGUCACUAUCCGCGAGAUUGUCGAGCAGCCCAAGAUCCGCCUCCCGCGCCAUCUGCGUCAGACGUACAUCCGCCGGGUGGGCGAACCCAUCAACCUGGUCAUUCCCUUCCAGGGGAAGCCGCGGCCGCAGGUGACUUGGACCAAGGCGGGAGGACCAUUGGACGGAUCGCGCUUCCACGUGAGGACGAGCGAGGUGGACACGGUGCUGUUCGUGCGGCAGGCGGCCCGGGGCGACUCCGGCGAGUACCAGCUGAGCGUGGCCAUCGAGAACAUGCAGGACACGGCCACCGUGCGCAUCCGGGUCGUGGAGAAGGCGGGCCCGGCGGAAGGGGUGACAGUGAAGGAAGUGUGGGGCUGUAACGCCCUGGUGGAAUGGCAGCCCCCGCGGGACGACGGCAACAGUGAGGUGACGGGCUACUUCAUCCAGAAAGCCGACAAGAAGACCAUGGAGUGGUUCACCGUGUACGAACACAGCCGGCCCACCCGCUGCACAGUCUCUGACCUCAUCAUAGGCAACGAGUAUUACUUCCGCGUUUUCUCCGAGAACAUCUGUGGCCUAAGCGACUCGGCGGGCCUCUCCACCAACACCGCUUAUAUAGCUAAACCAGGUCUGCAGCUGAAGCCCCUCGAUUACCAGGAACACGAUUUCCGUUCGGCCCCCAAGUUCCUCACUCCGCUGACCGACCGUGUCAUCGUGGCCGGAUACGCGGCCGCCCUCACCUGCGCCGUCGGCGGGGAGCCGAAGCCGCGGGUGGUAUGGCUGAAGAACAAGAUGGAGAUCUCAGGGGACCCCAAGUUCCUCAUCACGAACCACCAGGGCAUUCUGACCCUGCGCAUCCGCCGGCCCAGCCCCUUCGACGGCGGCACCUACGCCUGCUGUGCCGUGAACGAGCUGGGCGAGGCGCUGGCUGAGUGCCAACUCGAGGUCCGAGUGCCACAGUGAACACCCGGUGACCAGAGGCACAGAAAGACCCUGCCCUUCGAAAACUCCCGUUCCGGCCCGCCUCAUCUAGGACCCGACAUCCCUCUCAUCCCGUCCCUCCCCGCCGUACAUCGGACGGGAGGCGCACCCAAGCCGUCUCCCGUUGGAAACAAGAGAUGCUUGAAUGGC